Rotaria socialis is the source of this 1938-nucleotide messenger RNA. The record is from the annotation of a GenBank genome assembly. Lineage: Eukaryota; Metazoa; Rotifera; Eurotatoria; Philodinida; Philodinidae.
AUGGCUCGCGCUAUCGGCAUCGAUUUGGGUACAACAUACUCCUGUGUUGGUGUAUUUCAACAUGGUAAAGUUGAAAUCAUUGCAAAUGAUCAAGGUAAUCGAACAACACCAUCAUAUGUUGCAUUUACGGAUAGUGAACGUUUAAUUGGUGAUUCAGCUAAAAAUCAAGUAGCUAUGAAUGCGAGUAAUACAGUUUUUGAUGCUAAACGACUUAUUGGUCGUAAAUUUGAUGAUUCCACUGUACAGUCUGAUAUGAAACAUUGGCCAUUUAAAGUAAUUAAUCAAAAUGGUAAACCAAUAAUUCAAAUUGAAUAUAAAAAUGAAACAAAAUUAUUCACUCCAGAAGAAAUUUCAUCGAUGGUUUUAACGAAAAUGAAAGAAACUGCUGAAGCAUAUCUCGGGAAAAAAGUUUUACAAGCUGUUGUUACUGUUCCAGCUUAUUUCAAUGAUGCACAAAGACAAGCAACAAAAGAUGCAGGUAUGAUUGCUGGUCUCAAUAUUUCAAGGAUUAUCAAUGAACCAACAGCAGCAGCAAUUGCUUAUGGUCUUGAUAAACAAGCAUUAGCGGAAAAAAACGUUCUCAUAUUUGAUUUGGGUGGUGGUACAUUUGAUGUAUCUGUACUUGUGAUUGAUCAUGGUAUUUUCGAAGUGAAAUCUACGGCCGGUGAUACUCAUUUAGGUGGUGAAGAUUUUGAUAAUCGUAUGGUUGCCCUUUUUGUACAAGAAUUCAAAAGAAAAACAAAUAAAGAUAUGUCACAAAAUACAAAGGCGAUGCGUCGUUUACGUACGGCAUGUGAACGAGCUAAACGAACAUUAUCAACAGUCGCUCAAACGACCAUUGAAAUCGAUUCACUUCAUGAAGGUAUUGAUUUUAAUACAUCUAUAACACGUGCUCGUUUUGAAGAAUUAUGUGCUGAUCUGUUUCGUGCAACACUUGAACCGGUUGAAAAAGCAUUGCGUGAUGCUAAAAUGGACAAAUCAAAUAUUGAAGAAAUAGUUCUUGUCGGUGGUUCGACACGUAUUCCAAAAGUACAAAAAUUACUUCAAGACUUUUUCAAUGGUAAAGAAUUGAAUAAAUCAAUACAUCCCGAUGAAGCUGUUGCUUAUGGUGCAGCUGUACAAGCGGCUAUUUUAAAUGGUGAUAAAUCCGACGAAGUCAAAGAUGUACUUCUAAUUGAUGUUGCACCCCUUUCAUUGGGUAUUGAAACAGCCGGCGGUGUUAUGACAACAUUAAUUAAACGUAGCACUAAUAUUCCAACACGACAAACACAAACGUUUACAACAUAUGCAGAUAAUCAAUCUGGUGUUGAUAUUAAAAUCUUCGAAGGUGAACGUGCAAUGACAAAUGAUAAUCAUUUACUAGGAAAUUUUCAAUUAACUGAUAUUCCACCUGCCCCACGCGGUAUACCAAAAAUUGAAGUUACAUUUGAUGUUGAUCCUAAUGGAAUAUUAAAUGUAUCUGCAAUUGAAAAAUCAUCGGGCCGAGAAAAGAAAAUAACAAUUCAAAAUGAUCAAAGUCGAUUAUCGAAAGAAGAAAUUAAACAAAUGGUAAACAAUGCUGAAAAGUACAAAAAAGAAGAUGAAAUACAGCAUGCACGUAUAGUGGCAAAAAAUGCACUGGAAUCCUAUUGUUUUAAUCUGAAAUCGACUGUUAAUGAUGAUAAAAUUGCAUCGAAAUUUUCAAAUGAUGACAAAACAAAACUGCAAGAAACGAUUGAAUCAACAUUGAAAUGGAUUGAAUCAAAUCGGCUGGCUGGUAAAGAUGAGUUUGAAUAUAAAAUGAAGGAAAUUGAAAGCAUAUGUUCACCAAUCAUGACUAAAAUUUACAAAAAUGAAAAUGAAAAUGAAAAUGAAAAUGAAAAUGAAAACGACACAUCAUCAGAUCAUGGCUCAUCGAGACCCAAUCGUAAAGGUCCAACUACUGAAGAACUUGAUUAA